AUGUUCCUUCUACUAGCUGGUAUCGCCGCUUUGGCUAUCCUCUAUCUCUACCAUGUCAACCGAGGAAUGUGCGCCGUCCCCGCCGAAGCUCUCGCGCUGUCCCCUCGGCGCUGGACCGUGGAGGAGAUCAAAGCUGCCUACGACGAGGCGGCCAGAUCGCCGGUCGAUGUGAGCAAGGGUCUUCCUCCCAAGCAAAACCGUCGCUAUAUUGUUGUGGGUGGAUCUGGACUGGUGGGCAAUUGGAUCGUGAGACACCUUCUCAUGCGCGGCGAAACCCCCGCCGCGGUGCGUGUCCUUGAUCUCAAACCACCCCAGCGCGAACUCCUUGACCAGGGCGUGUCCUUCGUCCAGACCAAUGUCACGGAUGAGAAGGCCGUGCUGAGCGCAUUCGCGCAGAAAUGGUCGCCAGACGUUGUGGAUCUCCCCCUGAGUGUUUUCCACUGCGCCGCGGUCAUCCGACCUGCUGAGCGUCACCCUGCCUUUCUCCCCUUGUGUUGGAAGGUGAACGUCGGGGGAACCGUGAAUGUGUUGAAUGCCGCCAAGCAGUUCGGUGCCAGCUGCAUGAUUGCGACUUCCUCAGGGUCCGUCGCUAUCCGUCGCCCGUCUUGGUGGAUCGCCCCCUGGCAGAUGGUGCCCAGGUUUCUGGUGCAGGUCAUCGGGGACUCGACUGACGUGCCGAAAGAGCACGACCAGUUCUUCGGCAACUAUGCGGUGGCUAAAGCAGAGGCAGAGAGGAUCGUCCGUUCCGCGGACGACCUGAAGUCCAACUUCCGGACCGGUUGCAUCCGCCCCACGAAUGGAAUCUACGGCAUUGGCGCGGACGACAGCGCAACGGUCACGGGCCAGUACCUGCGCUCCGGCGGCAAUCCCAGCUGGACCUACGAUGUCAUCCACAGCUUCGUCAACGCCGAGAACGUCUCCCUCGCCCAUCUGCUCUACGAACAGCGUCUGAUCGAACAUACUGACCGCCCCGACGAGCGGCCGAACAUCGGUGGCCAGGCCUUUGUCGUCUCUGAUCCCAACCCCGCCGUCGCCUUUAGCGAUGUCUACCUUCUCCUCACGACCUUGUCCAAGACGCCCGUGAGCUUCCCUCGCGUCCCCGCUAUCCCCUUCGUCCUCCUCUCGCAUCUGGUCGAAUGGUACGCGCUCUUCCAGCACACGUAUUGCCCCUGGCUGCCGAGAGUGCAGGGUGAUCUGGCCCAGAUGCAACCGGCACUCUUCUUCAUUGCGAAUGUGCAUACCUUUGCCGACGACUCGCGCGCGCGCAAGUCCCCCGAACAGGGUGGUCUGGGUUAUGCGCCGGCGAUUACUACGCUGGGCGGGAUGUGCAAGCAGCUGGUGGAAUGGAACCUGGAUGUCAAGGCGACUGCGCCCUGA
Molecule: messenger RNA, 1377 nt
Organism: Aspergillus terreus NIH2624
Lineage: Eukaryota; Fungi; Ascomycota; Eurotiomycetes; Eurotiales; Aspergillaceae
Product: putative 3-beta hydroxysteroid dehydrogenase/isomerase family protein
Exons: 2
Coding region: 1-1377 (458 amino acids)
Biological process (GO): steroid biosynthetic process
Molecular function (GO): 3-beta-hydroxy-Delta5-steroid dehydrogenase (NAD+) activity
Source: RefSeq, a predicted model, not a curated record